This is a messenger RNA of Colletotrichum godetiae, 495 nucleotides long. RefSeq lists its product as uncharacterized. Bases 141 to 446 code for a protein of 101 amino acids. NCBI's taxonomy places the organism in Eukaryota, Fungi, Ascomycota, Sordariomycetes, Glomerellales, Glomerellaceae. The record is from RefSeq and is a predicted model, not a curated record. The transcript has a single exon.
UGAUGUGUCUGAGGUUGAUCUGUUGGUUCUCAUCUCCCCGCGCCCAAAAAGUCUCACUCUACCUACUGGUUCCGUGAUUAGUACUUUGUAGAUGUUUCCAGCUGUCAAUUAGUUCUUGUAUUCCCCCAAUCGCGGGGCAAAUGUCCCGUCUGGCUCUGGGCGGCCCUCCCUCGUUGUUCCUUCUUCUCCCUGAGGUCGCAUGCCGCAUUUGCUUCUCAUUCUUCCCCAGCCUGAUCGCUCGGCAUCGUGAAUUCCAGCAAUCUGGUCGUACAAGGCGUCUCGUGCCGGCCUCCCGAAGCUGCACGCAUAUUGUUCAUGGGUUUGUAGUCGCUUGUGAGUUAUGUCAUAGGCGUUCGAAUGUGGUUGACGAGGGGUUUCGGACACGGCGAAAGGCGUCGAGAAGGUCAACAAAGCAAAGAGGGCAUCCGGAAUCAGCGAUUUUAUGAGUUAUUUCGGGGUGGGCUUAGCAAUGCCGGUCCGGGGGUGAUGAACCCC